UGCUUCGCCGCCUUCUCCCUCAUCAGCCCUGCCUGUCUGUCGCUCUGCCCGCUGAGCGCUCCCCACAUAUCAUGGAUCUCAAUGCCACCACUCCCUCUGCCAUCGAUGCGGCGCUGCUGUCGCCUUCCAGCCACAGCCCUGACAUCUUCACCAUCGUGUGCUGCAGCGACGGCUUCCAGCUCCAGCUCGAUUAUGCCACCAUCCAGACCCUGCUCCAAGUCUGCAAACGGGCCAGACCCCUGCUGA
Polychytrium aggregatum is the source of this 246-nucleotide messenger RNA. RefSeq lists its product as uncharacterized. NCBI's taxonomy places the organism in Eukaryota, Fungi, Chytridiomycota, Chytridiomycetes, Polychytriales. The record is from RefSeq and is a predicted model, not a curated record. The transcript has a single exon. The annotation marks the transcript as partial.